GACAUUUCAAUAAACACGUUGUAGUCGAUGUGUCACACCGUAUUCAAUUUUCAAUCAUCCCCUCCCUACACGUCACGUUUCAUCGCUCCCUCUCCAUCAACCCCGCAACCAUCCACACCAUUAUCCACAUCUCUCCUCAAAUCCCUAUUUCCCCAAAUGGCCCAAACCCACUGAACCCUAAAUUCAACCAUUUUCCAUGUCUCAACUUCCCUUUCUCGCGCUCUUAAUCCUAACCCUAUUUUCAACUUUCGCUGAUUCUUUCAAAGUUCCUUUCAGAGUCAACGAUGUGCUACCAGUUCUUCCCCCUGGGAUUUCAUGGCCUGUGCUCAAUAAUUUCCACAGUGCCGUUGAUUUGCUUCCUUCGUUUGUUGGAUCGGUGACUCCUUAUAAUGGUUCUAUUGAAUGGAAAGGGGCUUGCUUUUUUGAUAAUCAAGCCAAACUUGAGUUCACUAAUGAUCACAAUAAUGGUUCUGGCUUGGGUGGUGCCAUUCUCUAUCUCAAGACAGAGGAAGCACACAGCUGGACCUGCAUGGAUCUGUAUGUUUUUGCAACACCGUACAGGGUUACAUGGGACUACUACUUUUCUGCGCGAGAGCAUACCCUGAAGCUUGAUUCGUGGGAAGAGCCCGCAGAGUUGGAAUAUGUAAAGCAGCACGGAAUUUCUGUGUUUCUAAUGCCAGCAGGAAUGCUUGGUACACUGCUUUCUCUAGUCGAUGUGUUGCCUCUAUUCUCUAACACUGCUUGGGGUCAGAAAUCCAAUUUGGAGUUUCUAAAGAAGCACAUGGGAGCUACAUUUGAGAAACGUAUUCAGCCCUGGCGUGCAACUAUUGAUCCUGCAGAUGUUCAUUCUGGAGAUUUUUUGGCUGUGUCAAAAAUCCGCGGUAGGUGGGGAGGUUUUGAGACACUUGAAAAGUGGGUAACUGGUGCAUUUGCUGGUCAUACAGCAGUUUGCUUAAAGGAUGAAAUGGGUAAUUUGUGGGUUGGUGAAUCUGGGCAUGAGAAUGAAAAGGGUGAAGAAAUAAUAGUGGUAAUUCCAUGGCACGAAUGGUGGGAGUCUGCUCUUAAAGAUGAUUCCAACCCACAGAUAGCGUUGCUUCCCCUGCAUCCAGAGAUGCGUGCAAAAUUCAACUCCACUGCAGCAUGGGAGUAUGCGCGGAGCAUGUCUGGCAAGCCAUAUGGUUAUCACAAUAUGAUAUUCAGUUGGAUUGAUACAGUAGCUGACAACUAUCCUCCACCUCUUGAUGCUCACUUGGUAACUUCUGUCAUGUCUAUGUGGACAAGGAUGCAGCCAGCUUAUGCUGCAAACAUGUGGAAUGAAGCACUGAAUAAGCGGCUAGGGACCGAGGAUUUAGAUUUGCAUGACAUUCUACUCGAGACUGAGAAGCGUGGGAUAACUUUCGAUGAAUUGCUUGCCAUUCCAGAACAAGAUGAAUGGGAAUAUAGUGAUGGCAAGUCAACAACAUGUGUGGCAUUUAUUCUUUCAAUGUAUAAAGAGGCUGGAAUUUUCGGUCCCAUUUCUGGCUCCAUUCAAGUAACUGAAUUCACAAUUCGUGAUGCAUACAUGCUUAAGAUUUUUGAAGAUAAUCAGACACGUUUACCAAGAUGGUGCCAAAAUGAGAAUGACAGGCUUCCAUUCUGCCAGAUUCUUGGUGAAUAUAGGAUGGAAUUUCCAGGCUAUAACACCUUGGAACCUUAUGCCAAUAUGAACGAGCACUGUCCUUCCCUUCCUCCAACUUAUGAUAGGCCUUCAGAAUGUUAGAUUCAUCAUUUUGAAAUUAUUCUUAUAUUAGAAGUGUUUGCAACAUAUUUUCUAUCUGGCACUCUCCUUGUGGCACUCUCUUUAUUGUUGGCAGAAAUUCAUAUUGGAAUCCACAUGGCUUUUGAAGUGGUGAGCCAAACAUGAAUUCCGAAUAAUAAUAAUAAAGAGAGUAUCAGAAAGAGAAUGUCAGAGUGAGGAAUGGAUUCUCUCUCAUGUCACAUUUCCAUCUAGUGAAAUCCACACCACCAUCCAUAAAAAAGGAGAGGGAUACUUUGAAGUAUACGAAAAGGGGAAUAGGGAAGUUUAAUGGUAUGGAUUAAAACUGGAGAGAAAUGUAGUGAAAAUCUUACGAGAAGUAAUUCAUUCUUCAGAAAAUGUGUUGCUAGCACUCUUCGUUAUGUUUUUAUCAACAUGCCUAUUAUAUGUCUAGUAGUUUGUUAUUAUGGUAUUGUCGAUACUACUGCAGAAAGUGCAGCACGAAUCUUCUUCACCUUUUCCUUUUUAAGAGACAUGGAACAUUGUACAUAAAAAUUUAUAUCAGUGGGUAUGGUGUGAUAUUAUAAA
Molecule: messenger RNA, 2323 nt
Organism: Vicia villosa (hairy vetch)
Lineage: Eukaryota; Viridiplantae; Streptophyta; Magnoliopsida; Fabales; Fabaceae
Exons: 7
Coding region: 197-1759 (520 amino acids)
Source: RefSeq, a predicted model, not a curated record